AUGAUCAACGUAAACGUGGGCGUGCUGGGGCACGUGGACUCGGGGAAGACGAGCCUCUGCAGGUGCCUCAGUGAGGUGCUGAGCACCUGCGCCCUGGAUAAGCACCGGCAGAGCCAGGAGAAGGGCAUCACCAUCGACCUGGGCUUCUCCUCCUUUUACCUGCGCAGGGGGGGGAGCAGCAGUGGAACGACCAGCAGUGGGGGGAACAGAAGUGGGUCGAUCAGCAGUGGGGAGGCUGGAAGUGGGGAGAUUCUCGAUGGGGAAGCUCGCGAUGGAAAAUCUCCCCAUGGCAAAUCUCGCGAUGGCGACGCCGCUGAUGCCGCCCCCGCUAAUGGCCACCCCGCUAAUGGCCACCCCCCCGCGGAAGAAACGCUGCAAGUGUGCCUCGUGGACUGCCCCGGGCACCACUCCCUCCUCAACUGCAUAAUCAUGGGCGCGGAGAUAACAGACGUGAUUCUCCUGCUCAUAGACAUCACCAAAGGGAUUCAAAAGCAAACCGUGGAGUGCCUCGUGCUGUGCGAGGUCCUCCAGAGAGACGUGGUAGUCGUUCUGAACAAAGUUGACCUGGUCCCCCCCGAGCAGAGGGAGAAACGGGUCAGCCUGAUGAAGGCCAAAAUGGAGAUGGUGUUUCGGAGCAAGCCCGGCUUGAGGGCCCUCAAGUGCUACGUCGUGGGGCUCUCCGCCGACUCGAAGGGCGGCGCGCCACAGGAGGGGGAGCAGCAGGAGCGGGAGCGGCAGGAGGGGGAGCGGCAGGAGCGGCGGUUACAACCAGGGACGGAGUUACAGCCAGGGACGGAGUUACAGCCAGGGACGCAGCCACCGCCGCGGAUGCAACUACCCCAUCGCGCCGGCGGGGUGGGCGCCUCCCCCCCGAGAAGCGAAAACGUAGAGCAACUGAUCAGCCUCCUGAGGGAGGUCAUCCGGGUGCCCGCGCGGAGGGGCCAAAGCGCACACGGUGGGGAUGGAGAAGUGGGGGGAGAAAGCGGCGGAGAAAGCGGCGGAGAAGACGAUGGCGAAAACGGCCCCGUCAACCGCACCGGCCGCUUAAACCGCUUAAACCGCCCCCCCCGGCGAGACGAAUUUUACUUCCUCUACGACCACACGUUCGACAUCAGGGGGAAAGGCAGAGUGUACACGGGCACAGUGAUCCGGGGGACCAUCAGAAGGAACUGCAGCGUCUCCAUACUGCCGAUGAAAGAAAAGGGAAGAGUUAAAGAAAUCCAAAGCUUUAAAAAAAAAGUUGACGAGGGAAUCAAAGGGAAUAGGUUGUCUCUCCUUAUCUGUAACGACCACACAAAGAACACGGGGAAGAAAAUCGAGAGGGGGGUUAUCGUCUCGGAACCUACCAGCAUCUGUCACUUCUCCCUGUUCAUAUGCCGAGUGAAGUCCAUUCAAUACUUCGGCCGGUGUGUUAACAACGCAGAGCUACUUUCCUGCGUAAUUGGAUUUGCCACUUCCCCGUGUUAUGGGUAUUUUUUUCGGCCUGUUAGGAAGCCCACUGGGGGGGAGGCCUCCCAAGGGGAAACACCUCUGCAGCCGCCACACAGGAAGAGGGGGGAAAGGCGAUUCGAUCCGCGCGGGGAUUACCUCUUCGUUAGGCAGCUCGGAUUCGAACGGGGGGAAGCGGCAUCACAGGGGGGUCUCACAUCAGGGGGGGGCCUCAAUUCGGAGGAGAAUCCCAACCCGGAGAGAGGAAGCCAAAACCGCCCCCGCGACGAUGACACCUUCUUCCUAGCCAUCCUGAAGAAGAAAGUCUACGGCUACGAAGGGGAGAAAUGCAUUUUCAUAAAAAACGACGACAAUUUAAACUGCAGGAUUUGCCUGCAUGGGACCAUCAAGGAGAUCAUAGACGAUGGCUAUCCCCAUCCAGACGCCCCCUUCAUCAUAGGAAAGAAACCAACUCUCAGUCACUUCCCCCGUUUUGAUAGCUUCAAAUUGUUGAUUGAAAAGCAGAAGGUGGGGCAGAUCGAACGCCUACAGGAGGAUAACCACUCCCUUAUUUGCAAAAAUAUGUUUAACUCCUCCAGUCAAGUUGCUCCCUACAUGGGGAGAGAGGUUUGCCUCGUCGAUGCAGAUGGUAGAAAGGAUCUAAGGGAUGCCCACGUUAGGCACGUCGGCGUUAUAGCCGCUCCGUUUGCGAAGAGUGGCAAGUUCAUCGCCCGCUUUGAGGAUGACCUUUCCCCUCUACGGGAAAGCUGCAGGUCCUUCCUCCUGGUGCUCAGGUACUGCAAGGACGCCCUCACCAAGAGGAAGGUCUUCCUGUGGGGUGUUGACAAAGAGAAAAAGAGGUAG
Molecule: messenger RNA, 2292 nt
Organism: Plasmodium vivax (malaria parasite P. vivax)
Lineage: Eukaryota; Apicomplexa; Aconoidasida; Haemosporida; Plasmodiidae
Product: selenocysteine-specific elongation factor selB homologue, putative
Exons: 2
Coding region: 1-2292 (763 amino acids)
Biological process (GO): selenocysteine incorporation
Molecular function (GO): translation elongation factor activity; GTP binding; GTPase activity
Source: RefSeq, a predicted model, not a curated record